Messenger RNA from Danio rerio (zebrafish), 4323 nucleotides. NCBI's taxonomy places the organism in Eukaryota, Metazoa, Chordata, Actinopteri, Cypriniformes, Danionidae. The record is from RefSeq and is a predicted model, not a curated record.
UCUCCGUAUCCCUGCACCAUCACUGCACUUCUGCAGCACAACACACACACACACACGAGAAAUCCACAAGAACACGAUCACCAUCAUCUGUGUUCUCUCUAUGAACAUCUAACACGGACUCCCUGGAUUAAUCAUGCGUUGAUUAACAGCAGCUCUGCUUUAUUUCACCCGUCACUGAACGCCAUUCAUCUGCGACUAUUGAAGAACACACACACACACUCACACACACACAUAUAUAUAAGCGCCUCUGUUGCGUUUCUUGUGCUCCAGGAUGGCUGAUAUCAGCGCAGAAUGCAAUAUCAGGGUGUUGUGUCGCUUCAGACCCCUCAACCAGUCCGAAAUCCUCCGUGGAGACAAAUUCAUGCCCACCUUCCAGGGGGACGACACUGUUAUCAUCGCGGGGAGAUCGUACGUCUUUGACAAAGUCUUCCCCACAAAUUGCACACAAGAGCAGGUGUACAACACUUGUGCCCAACAGAUCGUCAAAGAUGUUCUGGACGGCUACAACGGCACCAUAUUUGCAUACGGACAGACAUCAUCUGGUAAAACAUACACAAUGGAGGGAAAACUGCACGAUGCUAAUGGAAGGGGAAUUAUCCCGAGGAUUGCCGAAGAUAUUUUCAACCACAUUUACACCAUGGAUGAAAACCUGGAGUUCCACAUUAAGGUCUCCUAUUUUGAAAUCUACAUGGAUAAAAUUCGUGACCUACUUGACGUGACUAAGACAAACCUGUCAGUUCACGAAGACAAGAAUCGUGUUCCCUAUGUGAAGGGUUGCACUGAACGUUUUGUCUCCAGUCCUGAAGAAGUGAUGGAUCUUAUUGAUGAAGGAAAAGCCAAUCGGCACGUCGCUGUUACAAAUAUGAACGAGCACAGCUCCAGGAGUCACAGUAUAUUCCUGAUCAACAUUAAGCAGGAGCAUGUGGAGACCGAGCAGAAACUCUGUGGAAAACUCUACCUGGUGGAUCUGGCCGGCAGCGAGAAGGUGAGUAAAACAGGGGCUGAAGGAGCCGUUCUGGAUGAAGCCAAAAACAUCAACAAGAGUCUGUCUGCUCUGGGAAACGUCAUCUCAGCUCUGGCUGAAGGAACCAAGACUCACGUGCCGUACCGUGACAGUAAGAUGACGAGGAUCCUGCAAGACUCUCUGGGUGGAAACUGCAGGACCACCAUGUUCAUCUGCUGCUCACCCUCAGCCUACAACGAUGCUGAGACCAAAUCCACACUGAUGUUUGGACAACGAGCGAAGACCAUCAUGAACUCGGCGUCAGUGAAUCUGGAGCUCACGGCUGAGCAGUGGAAGAGGAAAUACGAGAAGGAGAAGGAGAAGAACAAGGACCUGAAGGAGAGCAUGCAGAGACUGGAGGCCGAGCUCAACCACUGGCGCAACGGUGAAUCAGUGGUUCUGAUCACUCCUGUGUCUCCUGCUGAGUGUGAUGUGACUGAAGACACAGCUGUAGACAAUCAGAGCCACGGCCAAACUGAACUGAUCCCAGAGCAGCACAACAGCAGAUAUGAGGAGGAGAUUCAACAGCUCUACAGACAACUGGAUGACAAGGACGAUGAGAUUAAUCUCCAGUGUCAGCUGGUGGAGAAACUGAAGGAGCAAAUGCUGGAUCAAGAAGAGCUUCUGGCGUGUGCGCGGGCUGACCUUGAGCGUGUGCAGUGUGAUGUGCGGCGGCUGCAGGCUGACAGUGAGAGCUCGAAGCUGGAGGUGCAGGAGGUGCUGCAGGCGCUGGAGGAGCUGGCACUGAGCUACGACCACAAGAGUCUGGAGGCGCAGGACAACAGCAGACACAACCGCAGACUCACUGAGGAGCUCGCACACACCACUUCGGCUCUCCUGUCUCUGGAAUCAGACUUCUCGAGGCUACAGGAAGUGAACGGUCAGCAGAGGAAACGCAUCACUGAGGUGCUGAACACACUGGUGAAGGAUCUGAACGACUUCAGCUUCAUCCUGGGCAACGGAGACCUCAGACUGCCAAGUGAGCUGUCCGGUGUGCUGGAGGAGGAGUACGCAGUGGUGUGUGUGUACAUGAGUAAAGUGAAGUCUGAGCUGAAGACGCUGGUGAAGAGAUGCAGACAACUGGAGAGUCUACAGACCGACUGUCACCGAAAGAUGGAGGAGACCGGCAGAGAACUGUCCUCCUGUCAGCUGCUCAUCUCACAGCACGAAGCGAAGAUCCGCUCUCUGACUGAGUACAUGCAGAACAUGGAACUGAAGAAACGUCAGCUGGAGGAAAACUAUGACUGUCUGAGUGAAGAACUGGCUAAACUACAGAACACCGAGAGCAUUCUGGAUCGUCCGCUGGACACUGAUGAGUCUGUAAAUGUGAAGAGUCAUAAGGCUGUGGAUCAGAAGUCAGAGGUUCAGCGAGAGCCACAGCACAAACAGCUCGGCAGACUGAGAGACGACAUCAACCACAAGCAGAAGAUCAUCGAUGAGCUCACCGAUGAUAACCAGAGGCUGGAUCUUCAGCUGGAGCAGCUGAGUGUUGAGUUCAGCGUCCUGAAGAGUCGGGAACAUGAGAAAAGCCGACAGCUGGAGGAGCUCAGGUAUCUUCAUGAGCGGCAGGAACAGACCCGGCAGGACAUGAAGGGUUUGGAAGAGACCGUCGUGAGUGCCUAUAGAAAGUAUGAUAUCAGUAAUGAUAAUAAUAACGGUGUUUAUGACAGACCUGCACAUUUCUCUUUAAAGGCACGUGAACUCCAGACCCUCCACAAUCUGAGGAAGCUGUUCGUUCAAGACCUCACAGCCCGAGUCAAACGGAGCUCGGAGCUGGAUCCAGACGACAGCAGUGGAUGUUCAACACAGAAACAGAAGAUCUCCUUUCUGGAGAACAACCUGGAUCAGCUGACGAAAGUCCACAAACAGCUGGUCCGUGAUAAUGCAGAUCUGCGCUGUGAGCUGCCCAAACUAGAGAAGCGUCUUCGCUCUACGGCUGAACGGGUUCGUGCCCUCGAGGAGGCGCUGAGAGAAGCUAAAGAAGGAGCCAUGAAGGACCGGCGGCGCUACCAGCAGGAGGUGGAGCGCAUUAAAGACGUGAUGAGGAGCAGAAACCCCUUCAGACGCCCACAAGCCGCUCUCAUCGCCAAGCCCAUUCGUCCAGGUCAUUACCCGGCCUCCUUAUCAGCCAAUCACAUGUUCCUGCGCAGCCGCGAUCAGCCAAUCACAUUCAGCAAUGCGAUGUUCAACAGCAGCAGUGAAAAACAGAAGUUAACCUCAUCCAAGACUGAGUCCAGUUUAACCAGCAGGACACUUUCAGAGCACGAAAGACAAACCCACGAAACUACAAACUGCACACAGAAACUCCACAUUACUAACGGAAACAGCUCUGAUGUGAAUGAUAACAGUGAGUGUCGCUCAUCGACCAUCACUGAUGAACCACAGCAGAAACACCACCAGGAGCAGCCCGUCGCUAGCUAAACACACAGACAGCGAUCUGUGCUCCUGAAUCCUCCUCUGUAUAUUUGCAUGUUGCCUGCAGUUCCAGUGAUGAACCAUCAGAUCAGUCAAUCCGUAAAAACACAACAGAAAUCAGACGGACGCGGCUGGAGAACAGGAUUGACUGCAGAGAGACAGAAGAAGAGUCCUUCUCAGAAAACACAUCAUUGAUCAACUUCUUCAUUUAAACUGCAUCUAUUAUGCCAUAUAAAUCACUUUUAUAAUGGGUUUAAACACAGUUAAUCUGUGCAUAUUUCCAGCCUCUAAUAGUGAACAUGAAUUAAUUAUAUUUGUUAUAAUCAGACUUGAUUGAAACAGUCUGCAGAAACACUUUGAUUGACAUUCUCUAUUUGUAUGUGUCAUCAGAGGGGGGAAAGCCCCGCCCACUAGUGUCCAUCUCUUCCUCAUUAGCAUAAACAGCAGCCCUGAGUGAGAAGCAGCCGUCUGUCCAUUAGCCAUUAGAGUGUUUGAGCUGCUGAAGAUCAUGUCAGCAUAGUUCAGCAUAAUUUCCUCAGAAUUUAUGUUGCAGUUAUUUUGAUUCGAUUCAUUUAAAUCAAUUCAGGUCUGUAAGCUCCUCCCCCUUACAUAAACCAGCUCUGCUCUGAUUGGUCAGCUGUUGCCAAGCCUGUUUUGAUUGGUCUCUCUCUAUCUAUUGUGGACUAUUUCUAGAAGGGAUACAGCUCUGACUGAAAAUUAACAAGAAUUAUUAUUUAUAUUAUUUAUUAAGGGCGAGGCAGUGGCGCAGUAGGUAGUGCUGUCGCCUCACAACAAGAAGGUCGCUGAUUUGAACCUCGACUCAGUUGUCGUUUCUGUGUGGAGUUUGCAUGUUCUCCCUGCCUUCGCGUGGGUUUCCUCCGGGUGCUCCGGAUUCCCCCACAGUC